Messenger RNA from Leptonychotes weddellii (Weddell seal), 1686 nucleotides. The record is from RefSeq and is a predicted model, not a curated record. Lineage: Eukaryota; Metazoa; Chordata; Mammalia; Carnivora; Phocidae.
AUGGCGGACCUAGAGAAGGAGCUCUGUGUGGUGAGUGCUGCCGGGCUCCUGCCUGACCUGCUCCGCUCCCACCAGGUGGACAUCAUGCAGAUGUGCGUAGUGGAGCUGAAGGACAGACCGGGCAAGCCUCUCUUCCACCUGGAGCACUAUAUCGAGGGCAAGUACAUCAAGUACAACUCCAACUCAGGCUUUGUUCGUGAUGACAACAUGCGCCUGACACCACAGGCCUUCAGCCACUUCACAUUUGAGCGCUCCGGGCAUCAGCUGAUUGUGGUAGACAUCCAGGGUGUGGGCGACCUCUACACUGACCCGCAGAUCCACACCGAGAAGGGCACUGACUUUGGAGAUGGCAACCUAGGUGUCCGGGGGAUGGCGCUCUUCUUCUAUUCUCAUGCCUGCAACCGGAUUUGCAAGAGCAUGGGCCUCGCUCCCUUUGACCUCUCGCCAAGAGAGAGGGACGCCGUGAAUCAGAACACCAAGCUGCUGCAAUCGGCCAAGACCAUCUUGAGGGGGACAGAGGAAAAGUGUGGGAGCCCCCGAGUAAGAACCCUCUCUGGGAGUCGCCCCCCCCUGCUCCUUCGCCUUUCAGAGAACUCUGGAGAUGAGAACAUGAGUGAUGUGACCUUUGACUCUCUCCCUUCCUCCCCGUCUUCGGCCACACCACACAGCCAGAAACUGGACCACCUCCAAUGGCCUGUGUUCAGCGACCUUGACAACAUGGCACCCCGAGAACACGACCAUCUGGACAACCACCGGGACUCCGAAAACAGUGGAGACAGUGGAUACCCCAGUGAGAAGCGGGGUGAUCUGGAUGACCCAGAGCCCCGCGAACAUGGCCACUCAAACGGUAACCGGAGGUACGAGUCAGACGAAGACAGCCUGGGCAGCUCCGGACGGGUCUGCGUGGAGAAAUGGAAUCUCCUCAACCCCUCCCGCUUCCACCUGCCGAGACCUUCCGCCGUGGCCCUGGAAGUGCAGAGGCUUAAUGCUCUGGACCUUGAGAAGAAAAUCGGGAAGUCCAUCCUGGGGAAGGUGCAUCUGGCCAUGGUGCGCUACCACGAGGGCGGGCGCUUCUGCGAGAAGGGCGAGGAGUGGGACCGCAAGUCGGCUGUCUUCCACCUGGAGCACGCAGCUGACCUGGGCGAGCUGGAGGCCAUCGUGGGCCUGGGGCUCAUGUGCUCACAGCUGCCCCACCACAUCCUGGCCGACGUCUCUCUGAAGGAGACAGAAGAGAAUAAAACCAAAGGAUUCGAAUGCUUACUGAAGGCAGCUGAAGCUGGCGACAGACAGUCCAUGAUCCUGGUGGCUCGGGCUUUUGACACGGGCCAGAACCUCAGCCCAGACAGGUCCCAAGACUGGCCAGAGGCUCUAUACUGGUACAACACAGCCCUGGAGAUGACAGACUGUGAUGAGGGCGGUGAGUAUGAUGGGAUGCAAGAUGAGCCUCGGUACACGCUGCUGGCCAGGGAGGCUGAGAUGCUGUUCACCGGCGGCUGCGGGCUAGAGAAGGACCCGCAGAGAUCAGGCGACUUGUACACACAGGCAGCCGAGGCCGCGAUGGAAGCCAUGAAAGGCCGGCUGGCCAACCAGUACUACCAGAAGGCGGAGGAGGCCUGGGCGCAGAUGGAGGAGUAGCUUGCCAGGAAAAUCACUGCUGGCCAGUCCCAAGCAAAAGGGCUAAGACGU